Messenger RNA from Fibroporia radiculosa, 834 nucleotides. RefSeq lists its product as uncharacterized. The coding region runs from base 1 to 834 and encodes 277 amino acids. The transcript has a single exon. NCBI's taxonomy places the organism in Eukaryota, Fungi, Basidiomycota, Agaricomycetes, Polyporales, Fibroporiaceae. The record is from RefSeq and is a predicted model, not a curated record.
AUGGCGCCCGCUGCCAAUAACGCCAGGCGUGUCCACUUCGACCUCCCGUUAUCCCCCGCCUCCACCAUCAGCUCAUCAGGCCCACGAACGCCCUCGACGGGACCAUCCUACGCCCGCCACAUCAUCCCUCUUCCCGCCGUCUCCCCGGAUUUUCCCUCCAUCAAUCUCCCCGUCUACCCUCCAUCGCCAAUCUUUGUACCCAUCUAUCAGCCAUUCUACCCUCUGGUGCCCGCGCCAGCGCCAGUACCCUCACAGGCGAGCCUGCGCCCACAAGUGCAAGUCAACCUGAAGCUCGCUGCGCCCGGCCCUGGAGAGCGCGCCCUGGUUGACUGGGACCUUUGGAUGCGCCCCAGCAAGGCAUCAGAGCGCCGCGCAGGUGGCGCCCAGGCGGCUGCGCAACGCUACGCCGGCCUUUCGAGCGCACUCCUCGCUGAACCCGCUACGACCCCCGGUGUGGCGCAGCUCACCCUUUCCGUCGCGCACCCCAAUUUCCAAUGGACCAUCCCCGUGAACGCGCGUGGCGAGCACGUCACGGUCGACGAUGUACUCAUUGCUCUGUAUGAUGCCCUCCAAUUACCAGUGAGGACGGCAGAAUGGCGCGAGGCGGAGCGCGCGCGCAUUGACAAGGCUAUCGCGAAGUCGUUCCGCGACCGCUGCAGACAGGUGCCCGGCAACAUGACCCCGCAGGCAGCGGAGCAGCUGGGGGUGAAGCGCAUCGACUACCUCACGACCAGCCGGCUCUUCGCUGGGCUUGAAGUCGCUAACAGCGAGUGCGGGGCGAAAUAUGGAGAGGUGGACGGCGUCGAGCUACGGCUGCAGCUCCGGGAUGUGUGA